CUUCGAAGUUACAUUUAUGUCAAAAGCAAUGGCCAACGGCUUGGUAUUUGCUGUCCUACUUUUGAAGGUUAUCUUUCUUAAAUCCAGCGCAACCGCUGAAGAUUUUUCAUUGCGACACUUGGGCUGCUUUAAAGAAACACGAAAUAAGACAGCAAUACCAAACCUUUUAGCCACUCUUCCUAAAGACAAUGACCCCGUUCAAAAUUGCGCUAAUUUAACCAGUAAGACGGGUUACCGAGUCUUUGGUUUAAGACCAUUUAAUGGUACUAUUGGAUGCUUCUCAAGCAAAGAGGCGUAUACAAAUUAUAGAGGAGAUGGUCCAUACAACGGCUGCCUGGACGGAACUGGUCAAUCAGGAGCGAAUGAUGUCUACUUYAUAACGGUGUUCAAUCUCUAUCUUACAAUAGUGGAUAAUAACUUUGACAUAAAUCUACUACAACCUUCACAUGCAAUGUUUUUGGAGAGAGVCAACGAAACGAGUGAAAAGGUUCAAAAUAUUACCAARACUUUAGAUGGCUCGUGGAAAAUUACGAAGAUUGAUUUCAGGCCUGUUAAGAACGGCUUGGCUAUCUACACAAGUACCUGCGUACUUAUGGUAAAUUACAAUGGAACAAAUGACUUGGAAAAUAUAACCCUUACUUUCCAGAAAAGUUUUGCCGAAGCUUACAAGGUGGAAGUAACAGUUUUGGACAUGAGAUGUCAAUACACAAGUGUGUCAAUGUAUCUUAGUGAUCAAUAUACGACUCCACAAGGGAUGUUGUGCUCCAAGAAAUAUACCAUAGGAGUAAAUAUCAAGCCACUGACUUGUAACACAAGUGAUGUUCAAAUCGUAAAUGUCGCAAAGGCAUUCUUUGUCGAUCCCAUCAGUUUACAAAUAAAGGUUCCAGCUAUUACACUAGACCAUGAUAGUUCUGCAAAUCCAGUCAUUAACCCUGGAAAGCUUAAUUAUGGAAUUUAUCUGAUAAGAUAUAGGACUUAUAUCAAAUACUCUGGACCAAUUCAAGAAUUCCGAUAUGGAUAUAUCAAAAUCAUUGAAGACGAACCAACCUUGAUGGUGACAACAUCUCCUUCCACCCUUACAAGCAUUGAUCCUCUUGAACACAAGACCAUUUCUCUGCAUGCAAAUCUUACUUUUCGUUAUGGAUGUCCACCAGAAGCGGGUUUUGACUGGAGAUUUGUAAAAUACUAUUGGUACUGUAGACGUUCAACGGAGAAGCCUUUGUUUUUUGUAAGAGACUUGAAUGCCCUUCCUUACGUCACUCCAUCGCUCAACUCGAGUGUAGACAAUGGAGGCUGCUUUGGCACGGGACCUGGUUUACUGAAUACGUCAAACUUUGAAUUAGUUCUCAASACACGACAGCUGCUACCCAAAGAAAUAUUAMCAGUGGAAGUCAUAACCAUAAGAAAUAACAAUAGAUUUUAUAAGAUGGUUACCAUGGAGGUUAUUCCCAAGAAUGAUUCGUGGUCAUCAGGUAAGUGCAUGUAG
Exaiptasia diaphana is the source of this 1486-nucleotide messenger RNA. RefSeq lists its product as uncharacterized. Lineage: Eukaryota; Metazoa; Cnidaria; Anthozoa; Actiniaria; Aiptasiidae. The transcript is spliced from 7 exons. The record is from RefSeq and is a predicted model, not a curated record. The coding region runs from base 17 to 1486 and encodes 489 amino acids.